AUGGGGCAAGCUGCUUGCCGCAAUUGCUGCUCAGAGGGCCCUCAGGUUGAGAUCCAGUCAGUCGUGGCUCCGACUGCCCAUCCAUGUGUGGAGCCCGACACGAUGGGUCAUGAGCCAGAGAGUCCAAGCAGCGAGCUUCCCGCGAUACAUCUCACGCAGAGCAGCAGGGAGGUCCCCUCCUUGUUGAGAGGGGUUCCGUUGCGACGAACCUUGCAGCAGGGUGGAAGGAUGUGGCGGUACCGCCCAACUGACCUGAGCUUCGCAGAGAGAUCCGUGCUGUUCGCAUCUUCUGCGCCGACAGACAGCCUGGAUGUUUUCUUGUCGCACGCGUGGGAAACGCCCGGAAGAUGGAAGUACCUGUCACUGCUCGUCCAAUAUGGCUGGCGAAGCAUGCUGGUGGCCUGGGCAAUUGGAACCGGCCUGUCCUUUCUUCUUUGCAUGGCUGGUGUGCUGCCCCUCUUCCGACACUGGGAGGGAACUGCAGCGGGUGUCCGGGUGGCCUCGCCGUACGGCUGUUGGAUCUUGCUUGGCGGCUUAAUUUCCGCGCUGGCAGGCCUUUUUGCGUCCCCAUACAUCGCUUGGGGCAAAUCUUCCUGCGGAUUUUUGGACUUCUUGUGCAUUCAUCAGACCGACGAGAUCUUGAUGCAGCAAGGCAUCAACAACUUGGCAGGCUUCCUCGAAGCGUCGAAGGAGUUGCGCGUGAUGUGGAGCCCUCCGUUGCUCUCAAGGCUGUGGUGUGUCUUCGAGCUUGCGGCCUUCCGCAAGCUGAAUCCGGGCGGAGGCAUCGCGGUGCAACCCAUCUUUGUGGAGGCUACCAUGUGCCAAAUCUUUCUCUGGAUGCACGCGAUGAGCAUCGCAUCUUGGGUAGCCGGGCCACCAUCCUCCCAUGGUGCAGGUACACUAAUCGUUGUGAUGGGCCUGGGUUGUUUCUUGUUUCCGUUGGUGCACGCACUGCGACGCAACUACCUUUACAAGCAGACUCUGCUGGCCCAACUCGCCAGCUUUGAUGUGAAGCAUGCCAGAUGCCAGUGCGAAUCCGACGAAGCUCACAUCCAUGCCGCCAUCGUGCACUGGUACGGCAGUUUGCAUGCUUUCUCCGAGCAUGUUCGCGGUCCCCUCCGUGAGGAGCUCAUGAAGGUGCUUGAGGCGCCCGGCUUCCCGUUUGGCUACGCGUUCCUGCUGUCAACUCCGAUGCUGAGCACAGGGCUGGAGGUCUGGGUGGCCUACUGGAAGGGUGGCGCCACCCUUGAGGGCAUGUUGGCUUACACCUUGGCCAUGGUCUUCGGAAUGAACUUCGUUUGGUUCCCGGCCAUGUGGGCUCUUUUGAUCUUCAGCUGUGAGAAGGGCAUCGGCUUUAGAUCUUUCCGGUGCCGUCCGUGCUGUGAGACCGUGGCGUUGGCCCUGAUUUGGUGGUUCCUCUUCUUGUUUGGGACCCUGUGUGGAAUUCGCGCGUACGCAUCCAGUUUAACACUUGCACUGCUGUGGCUUGCGAUUGCCGUUCUUUUCGCCGGCAGCACUGCCCGAUACCUCUGGCGCAAGUGA
Messenger RNA from Symbiodinium natans, 1542 nucleotides. Lineage: Eukaryota; Dinophyceae; Suessiales; Symbiodiniaceae. The record is from the annotation of a GenBank genome assembly.